Talpa occidentalis (Iberian mole) is the source of this 701-nucleotide messenger RNA. Its product is annotated as olfactory receptor 14A16-like. Lineage: Eukaryota; Metazoa; Chordata; Mammalia; Eulipotyphla; Talpidae. Gene Ontology annotation, biological process: G protein-coupled receptor signaling pathway. Bases 44 to 679 code for a protein of 211 amino acids. The transcript is spliced from 2 exons. Gene Ontology annotation, cellular component: membrane. Gene Ontology annotation, molecular function: G protein-coupled receptor activity; odorant binding; olfactory receptor activity. The record is from RefSeq and is a predicted model, not a curated record.
UGUGACAGAAUUUAUCCUCCUGGGAUUUCCCACCCAUGGGGCCAUGGCCUUCUUACACCCGCUGCUCUUCUCUUUGAUUUACAUGUACGCCCUUCUGGGGAACGGGCUCAUCAUCCUCAUCACGACCCUGGACCAGCACCUCCACACCCCCAUGUACUUCUUCCUGAGGAAUCUGUCCUUCUUGGACCUCUGCCUCAUCUCAGCCACAGUCCCCAAGUCCAUUGCCAACUCUCUGAGGCACAGCAGCUCCAUCUCCUUCCCGGGCUGUGUCGUCCAGGUCUUUUUGAUAGUAUUUUCAGUAGGAGCAGAGCUGACCCUGCUCACGGUGAUGAGCCUUGACCGCUAUGCUGCCAUCUGCCACCCUCUGCACUAUGAUGUCAUCAUGAGCAGAGUCAGGUGUGCGCAGCUGACAGCUGUGUCCUGGCUGGGUGGGGGUCUCAUUGGUUUGAUGAACACAGCUGGAACCUUCUCCUUGUCCUUCUGUGGGUCCAACGUGGUCCACCAGUUCUUCUGUGAUGUCCCCCAACUACUGGCUAUUUCUUGCUCAGGAAAUUUAUUGAGUGAACUUGUCCCCAUUCUCAUUAGUGUAGUGUUGAGUAUCUGCUAUUUCAUUUUCAUCGUCAUUUCCUAUGUCCACAUCUUCUCUGCUGUCAGGAAGAUCCCAUCCACAGAAGUCUGAGGAAUAAAGCCUUGAAGACGGC